This is a messenger RNA of Coregonus sp. 'balchen', 9609 nucleotides long. NCBI's taxonomy places the organism in Eukaryota, Metazoa, Chordata, Actinopteri, Salmoniformes, Salmonidae. The record is from the annotation of a GenBank genome assembly.
GAUAGCUAGACAAGGGAUGGAGAAAACACCGGGUGGGAGCUGAGCACCCGACUAACCAGAUGCUAAUUUACUCACGGCACCCAGUCACACAGAACAAUUGUCGAUUCAUCGUUUUUUUCCCGUUCUGGAAAAAUAUAGACUAAAGUUUAUUUUAGGAAGUUGUUGGGGUGUUUCUUUUCACAGACAAAAUGGGGAACUGGAGAUAAUUCCAUAGAUUUUUCGAGGAAUUUAUUUGCCUUAAGAGUCUCUUCAGUUUGUAUCCCGUUACUUUUGUCAUUUUUGAGCUGCCUGGUCGCCAAUCUUUUGUCACCCAUUCAUUCAUUCGCCUAUUUACCGUGAGUGACACUGUCACAGUGUGCACGGUGGAAGAUGGUUACCCGGCUAUAUGCUCAGAAGUACCCCCCGGUGUUGCUCUGCACGCUGGCUGCCCUGUCAUGGACUUGGGGCCCGGUAACAGCGGGUAGGAGUUGCUCCGAGACACGGCAAGUGUACGCAGAGAAGGGCUACAGUACGAACACUGCCCCGCUGACUCAAAUCUCCGGUAAGACAGGCUAUGUAAAGUAAACUGGUGGUUUUUUAUUUAAAUUAAUCAUCAAACGUAGGCUAUAGGUUAUUUUACACAUUAUGAAGGGUUUUAGAGUCUGCUUGGUAUAGCCUUACUGGAUAAUAUGCCAUGUGAUAGAAACUGCUGAACAAAGCGAAAUUGAGAAUUAACAGGUUUGUCUGAGUGGUCCGCCAGGAAGGCUUAUUUAUGGGAUGAGGAAAUUGCGAACACCGGUGUGUAACAAAGAGCCUCGCCCCUAAUUAGUGUGGCUGUUAUGGACUGAUCUGUGAAUGACUUAAAUAAAAUAAUAAUUAUCAACCUUUUUUCUUUUUUUGGAAAGAGUGCUUUUAUUAUAAUUAUUAUUUUGUGCUUGUGGCACUUGAGAACUGCUGUUAGUUGUUGCAUUAUCAUGGGACAUUGUCAAGGGGUGUGUGUGAGCGCUCAAGUGAGAUAGAACACAGACAGACAAAGACAGUGAGCUGUUGAUAUUUAAAGCGGCAAUCGGCAGUAGAAACUAUUUUUUUUUUUAAACGUUGUUCCCGCCCAUGUUUCCGUAAAAAAAACGUUUUCUUGUUUUACAAAAGUUUGAGUAUAUAUAUAUAUAUAUAUAUAUAUAUAUACACACACACACAAAAGUAUGUGGACACCCCUUCAAAUUAAUGGAUUCGGCUAUUUCAGCCACACCCGUUGCUGACAGGUGUAUAAAAUCGAGUACACAGCCAUGCAAUCUCCAUAGACAGACAUUGGCAGUAGAAUGACCUUACUGAAGAGCUCAGUGACUUUCAACGUGGCACCGUCAUGGGAUACCACCUUUCCAACCAGUCAGUUUGUCAAAUUUCUGCCCUGCUAGAGCUGCCCCGGUCAACUGUAAGUGCAGUUAUUGUGAAGUAGAAACGUCUAGGAGCAACAACGGCUCAGCCGUGAAGUGGUAGGCCACACAAGCUCACAGAACGGGACCGCCGAGUGCUGAAGCGCGUAAAAAUCGUCUGUCCUCGGUUGCAACACUCACUCACUACCGAGUUCCAAACUGCCUCUGGAAGCAACGUCAGCACAAUAACUGUUUUUCGGGAGCUUCAUGAAGUGAGUUUCCAUGGCCGAGCGGCCGCACACAAGCCUAAGAUCACCAUGCGCAAUGCCAAGCGUCGGCUAGAGUGGUGUUAAGCUUGCCGCCAUUGGACUCUGGAGCAGUGGAAACGCGUUUUCUGGAGUGAUGAAUCACGCUUCACCAUCUGGCAGUCCGACGGACGAAUCUGGGAUGCCAGGAGAACUAUACCUGCCCGAAAGCGUAGUGCCAACUGUAACGUUUGUUGGAGGAGGAAUAAUGGUCUGGGGCUGUUUUUCAUGGUUCGGGCUAGGCCGCUUAGUUCCAGUGAAGGGAAAUCUUAAUGCUACACCAUACAAUGACAUUCUAGAUGAUUCUGUCCUUCCAACUUUGUGGCAACAGUUUGGGGAAGGCCCUUUCCUGUUUCAGCAUGACAAUGCCCCGUGCACAAAGUGAGGUCCGUACAGAAAUGGUUUGUCAAGAUCAGUGUGGAAGAACUUGACUGGCCUGCACAGAGCCCUGACCUCAACCCCAUUGAACACCUUUUGGAUGAAAUCAAGCGCCGACUGCGAGCCAGGCCUGAUUGCCCAACAUCAGUGCCUGACCUCACUGCUCUUGUGGCUGAAUUGAAGCAAGUCCCUGCAGCAUUGUUCCAACAUCUAGUGGAAAGCCUUCCCAGAAGAGUGGGCUGCUAUAGCAGCAAAGGGGGGACCAACUCCAUAUUAAUGCCCAUGAUUUUGGAAUUAGAUGUUCGACGAGCCGGUGUCCACAUACUUUUGUUCAUGUAGUGUAUUUUUGGUUCUGAUGGGGUAUGACAGUUGAACUAAGCUCAUGAGGUAUACGUUAUAUUCUUCAAGAAUCAAUGGGUAUAUAUCAUUAAUUUAUAAGUCCAGAAAUUGAUGUAGGAACUGCUGAUUGCCCCUUUUAAAGUGUCAUUUGGGUGACAAAUGUUUAUUUGUUGUACUGCUGUGCACGCCUUAGUAUGUAUGAAGGUUUAUUUGAGUGGUUUGGCUGUAGGCUAUAUGUGAGUGCUGAAUGUGGGAACUGCAAUAUUGAUUGUGUGUCUGUGUGUCUGGUUAUCUCUGUCUGGGUCUUGGCUCUUCUUGUCCCGUGGGCCAGGGGAGCAGAUGGCCGAGAGGAGGAGGGAUGAUGAGAGAGAGUUGAAAUGGAGGAGAGCGAGGUAAUAAUGAGCGACAGAGGAGAAAUCCAAGCUAGAGCCAAAAAUAAAAUGUUGGAGUUGGGAUCCUCAGUCCAAGUUUUCGGAGGAAAAAGAAACAGGUGCCCGGUAUAACAGAGUAAAAUGAUGUUUGCCUCAAUAAGAUGGUUUUUUCCUCCCACGUUGAGACAUUGGAGAUCACCGACUUGUUACUGGUCGUUAAUGUUUGCAUAUCAUUACCGCCGGUCAUGUUAUUAGUCCAACCUGGGUAUUGGUGAACAAAGAAAUGGUUUGCAUCCCAAAUGGCACCCUAUAUAGUGCACUGCUUUUAACCAUUUCCCUAUGGGUCCUGUUCGAAAGUGGUGCACUAUAUAGCGAAUAGGGUGCCAUUUGGGAUUGCGUUUUAAUAUAUCAUGUUUAUAAAUGCCCAUUUUCAAUUACUGCCUUAUCUUUAAUAAGGUUCUAUUAAUGACAGACAGAUGAAGAAGAAGGAUAUCUGCAAGAUCAGAAGAACCACUGCCACAUUGGUAGAGUUGGUGGCUGUUCUAAACUGAUAGACAUUCAGUGAAUGAACACAGUAGGCCUACUUUGUGAGCUAUUAUAUUGAAUGAAAGCAUUUGAAGAAUCAUGGUAGCAUAACACAUCUAAGGGUAAUUGACAUUUUCCAAUUAAGAUAGAAUCAGGGUAGAAUUAUCAGUAUUUUUGAUAUUGCGAUAUUUCUCAUAUGAUACAUUGUAGGGCUGGGGCGAUACCAGUAUCGCGAUACUCGUUAGUAUCGUGGCAAGGAAACAAAACACAAAGCGGAUUUAACUUCUUUAGGAACACAGCCCUAAUGUUGGAAACAAACAUCAUUAUGUUGUCGUCCAGAGUCACAUUUAUUUAUUUUACAAGAGCUAUAGCACGCAAUAUUUUACAUCCAGCAGGUUUUUAAAGGACUAAAGAGUUUGGUCUGCUUCAUGUAAAAAAAAAGAAUGCCAUAGAAAAAAUAUGGCGAUACUGUUAUCAUGGCAAAGCCCUAAUACAUUGCUCAUUUAUAUGCCGUGGUGGUAAGUGAUUUUGGGAAGAAACCUGUAUCUGAGUCUGGUCUAGCAGGUAACAAGGUCGCUUCAAGCACAUAAGCAUCACCGUUAGUGCGGGUGUGAAUUGGCCCUUCUUUCUACGUCUCCCCUCUGAUUUCAUACUAUCUCUAAAUUAAGUAAAAAUUCUGAAGAAUCUGAGGUAGCCUAAAUGUCUCCCCUAAACCAGAACCAUAAAUUGAGCUUUUAUAGAUUAGUGUACUACUGGUAGUUGACUUCAGAGUGCUGAUGACGGCAAAGCAACCGCUACUGUAUCCUUCUGUCUUCACCAUUAGUUCAUCUGCCCACACCUCUUGUCUCUGAUUGGCUCAUAUCUGAUCCCGUCUUGUUUUAACAUUGGUUCAGGUGAACACCUCAAUAUGCCCACACACGUCUUGUCCCAGUCUGUGAUUGGCUCGCAUCUGACCCUGUCUGUUUUUCUAUUGGACCAGGUGAGCAUCUGCGUCUGUGUCCCCAAGACUACACCUGCUGCUCCAGUCAGAUGGAGGAAACACUGGCCCACCAGAGUGAGACGGAUUUCCUGUCGGCCAUCGACGACACCAGCCAGUUCCUCCUCACCACUUUCACACAGAGGCACCGCAAGUUUGACGGUGAGCUGGAAUGCAAAUCCGAUCAGAAUAAGGAUGCAUAAGGGAACACUGUAAAUAGUGUGACGUGAAAUGACAACUGCAUUGAGGAGUGGUAUGUAACAUUUCCUCUAUUGAGAGGGCUAAAAGUACCUUAAUUGCUAGACCAAUAUCCUAUAGUGGGGAUCAGCUAGUCAUAGCUAUCUUAUUCUUGAGCAGUGGUUCUUGAGACCUGAGUAAAUGCCAGUGCCACCCCUGAAUCACAACAAAUUGUGGUUUAGUGGUAGUGAAUUCUGCUUUUGGGUAUGGAGAACUGGUGUGAAUGUGGUGUUGAAUCCCAGUGGUGUCGGACUCCGAACAUGUCUACACCGUAUCGUGCUUUUGACCAUCUCAUUCCUUUUUCUCUUCUGUCAGAGUUCUUCAGGGAGCUCAUAGACUUGUCUGAAAAGUCCAUGAAUCAGAUGUUUACUAAGACCUACGGGCGCCUCUUCACCCAGAAUGCCAAUGUCUUCCAGGAGCUGUUUGUGGAGCUCCGCCAAUACUACUCCGGUUAGUGGGGACACUUUUCUCUCUCUCCUCUCUUGUUGGACUCUGCAUUUGUGUACUUGUCACUAUGGUACAUUUCCCUCACCAUCUCAUAAUUUCAACAAUGCCUUGUUUGCCAAGAUGACAAAAAAUUGUCUGAACAAGUAGAAACAAACUGACCUAACCUAGGGACAUUUUCAUUAGGCACCAAACUGACUGAAACAGGGAAUGACUACUUGGACUUAUCAAAUAAGAAGUGCUCAUUUUCAAUUUAUUUUGCAAAAUGUUUUCCAGUCUGAGAGUUCCCUCUUUUGUCUACAGGGGGCAGUGUGAGCCUGACAGAGGUGCUGUCAGAGUUCUGGUCCAGACUGGUGGAGCGGGUCUUCUCUCUGGUCAACCCCCAGUACCAGUUCAGUGAUGAGUACCUGGAGUGUGUCAACAAACAUGCAGAGCAGCUGCAGCCCUUUGGGGACCUGCCCCGGAAACUACGUUUACAGGUCUGGCAGGCUUGGUUGGUAUAUCAACUGAAAACUAACAUAAUUCAUAAUUGAAUAAUUAAUAUUUAAUAAUAUUAAAGGGAUAGUUAACCAAUAUGUAAUUUCGGAAUUUGGGUUAACAAAACAAAAGCGUAGAUUGCGGUAGUACCUUGUACAUAGACUGCUUACAGGGUAAGAAAACAAAUAUGUUAUUUUGAAAUUUGAGUGAAUUAUCCCUCUAAUGUCUGUCACCAUAAUGAACAAAAGAGGCUGGUGUGAUAAGUAAUUCAAAUCACCACUGAAACUCAACGAUGACGUUACAGUAACACAUAGGCGAUCGUAUUAGAGAUAACUAUUUGAAGACAAUGAACUGAGUGUAUUGACAUACAGUAGAGUAGAUUUGUGUCAGAAGGUAUUAGCUGAUCUCUCUUUCAUUCAGGUGUCCAGGGCAUUCAUUGCAGCCAGAGCACUGGUUCAAGGCUUGGCCACAGGCCGUGACAUUGUCAACAAGGCAGCUAAGGUAAACUGUGUGUAUGUGUGUACGUGCACGAAUAUUAAGAAUAAUUAUCUUUAUUGUCUUCUAUUGGUCUGCAUUUAGCUGUUCCGUUUAUCUCCCUAACAUCCUACACCCUCUACUCUUCAUCUCAUCCUCCAGUUGAGUGCUGGUGCGGAGUGUGUGCGUGCCCUGAUGCGUCAGUGGUACUGUCCAUUGUGUCGAGGCAUGCCCUCCCUGCGCCCCUGCCAUGCCCUCUGCCUCAACGUGAUGAAGGGCUGCCUUGCCAAUCAGGUCGAUCUGGACACUGAGUGGAACAAUUUCAUAGGUGAUUGGAGGCGGGUAUUAGGGAGGGUGUGGGUGGCUUUUGUUGGGCUGAUUCGGUUUAGUGGGAUGUUAAACAUGAUGCAUGUAGAAAUGUACUGUAUAGAACCUACUCGCAUUUCUAUUCUACAGAAUAACUGAGUCAUGUCUGUUCUAUACAUUGCAUUUCUAUCUAAAGUUGUGAACAUUGCACCCAUCAUAAAAACAAAAUGGAUAUAUUUCUUAUUAGUUCUCUUCCCUUUCCUUUUGUCAUCCUUCUGUUUUCACACUUUUAUCCAAUGCGCCAUCUUUCAUCUCUCUCACUCUCUACUCUGUCAGAUGCUCUGUAUCAAGUAUCUGAGAAGCUGGAGGGGCCGUUUAACAUGGAGCUGGCUGCAGACUCCAUCUCUGUCAAAGUGUCCGAGGCCAUCAUGCACAUGCAGGAGAACAGCAUCGCCACCUCCACUAAGGCAAGGAUGGAGGGGAUGGAGGGAGAUUAAAAGAAUGUGCUGUACAUCUGUCCACAGUGCAGUAGAAUAUAGGUCAUAGAAUGUACAUCAUAGAAUAUAGAUAAUAGAAUGGCUGAUAAGAUGCACAUCGGCUGUCAUUCUAGGUUGAAACAAGGCUUAACGUUUAACAGUUUUAUUACUGCCCAUGGAAGACCAGUUUGGGUCCAAAACCCCUUUGCUUUAUCAAAUUGUGGAACUACCUGUAAAAACUGUGCAUAGUGCAAUUUUACUAGUUACCAUAUUAUUAUUCAUAUAUUGUUCUUAAUUUAAGUAUCCACUGUCUACCAUUUUUUUUUCUUAAAUCCAUGUUUCACCCUUAUUGUUGCUGGGAUACAUCAAUUUAGAUACAUGUAGAUAAAUAGCUUUAUCUCUGUGGUUUGGCUCUAGGUGUUCCAGGGCUGUGGGAGACCCAGGUCGGCCCCGGGCCGUUCUCGGCGCUCCCCCAAGGAGUCAGGGGGCAACAGGAGACCCUUUCGUACCUUCAGCCCUGAGGAGAAGCCCACCACUGCUGCAGGCACCAACCUGGACCGACUGGUAGGAGGAGGAGAGGAGAGGAGAGGGAAGAUCAGAGAGGGAGAGUGGGGUGCGAGAGGAGGAGGAGGGGAAAGAGAAGAGGGGGAGAGGAGUUCUUACCUCCAAUUGAUUUUCUAGCCAAUUAUUUUUGUAAUUUAUGCCCAUGUUAGCUCUCUCUGUCCAUAUCUUCAACAACAGCCAUACCAACAGCCAUUUAUAUACAGUACAUUCUAGUUUGUUUGAUGAUGAGGAGUCGGCUAAAAUUAGCUUCCCACCUCCAUAAGUUCAACAGCUAUAUAAGGGUUUACUUUACUGCAUGCAUCAACCAGUUUCCGUCUGCCCGCCUCCAGGUGUCAGAGCUGAAGGAGCGACUGCGGCCCAUGCGGGGCUUCUGGGUAUCCCUCCCACACACCAUCUGCAACGACGAGAACAUGGCUGCCGACGUCACCAACGAGGACCGCUGCUGGAAUGGACAGACCAGGGGGAGGUGGGUGUGGACCAGGGGGAGGUGGGUGUGGACCAGGGGGAGGUGGGUGUGGACCAGGGGGAGGUGGGUGUGGACCAGGGGGAGGUGGGUGUGGACCAGGGGGAGGUGGGUGUGGACCAGGGGGAGGUGGGUGUGGACCAAGGGGAGGUGGGUGUGGACCAAGGGGAGGUGGGUGUGGACCAAGGGGAGGUGGGUGUGGACCAAGGGGAGGUGGGUGUGGACCAAGGGGAGGUGGAUGUGGACAAGGGGGAGGUGGGUGUUAGAUAAGAAGCUGAUGUAAAGGUAGAGGAGGAUGUUAGUGCAAGGGAGAAAGAAGAUGGAGAUUUGUGUGUGUGUGUGCGAACGAGCAGGUAGCUAAGAACAUAUACUGAUAUGAGUCUUUGUGUUAUUGUACUGAUAUUAGUUUGUGCUGUAGCUAUGUCAUAUUGAUGUGUGUGUGUAUCAGGUACCUCCCUGUCGUGACAGGCAAUGGGCUCCAGAGUCAGAUCAAUAACCCAGAGCUAAAGGUGGACCUGGCCAGGCCAGACGUGAGGACCAGACAGCUCAUCAUGGAGCUCAGAGUGGCCACCAACAGACUGAAACAUGCACAGGCCGGACAGGACACUGACUUCGUGGACAGUAAGCCCCUCCCCCCAACAGAAAUGACUAAGACAGUCAUCCCCUUUCUAAUUAUGUUACUACUGUCUCCCUAACAUUUGCUCUCUCUCUCUCUCUCUCUCUCUCUCUCUCUCUCUCUCUCUCUCUCUCUCUCUCUCUCUCUCUGUGUGUCUCUCUCUCUCUCUCUCAUCUGUCUGUCUGUGUGUGUGUGAUAUCAUAUCUCUCUCUGAAGGUGAGGGCGAAGAGGGCAGUGGAUCAGGCGGCGGUGGGGAGAGGUACAGUGAUGAUUGGCCGGGCUACGGGCCCUACUCCCCUCCCCACAGUAAGCCCCCACUUAACCCCCAGACCCCCAUCAAGCCACCUCGGGUCAGAGAUCAAACCGGAUCCAAGUGGAACAGGAGCAAGGGACGGUCCAUCUCAGCGGUCAGCCGGCCAGCCUUCUUCUCUCUGGCGGUUUUGUUUUGGUUAUCAGUUAUGGUCACUGUCUCCCCCAUGUGGAGAUAGGCAGUUACUACAGCCUGAAGCUCAGGGUUGUGUUCAUUAUGGCAAAUAAUGAAAAAAUACAUUUUGAAACACAAAAUGAAAAUAAGCAUUUCUUAUUGGAUAAAUCCAGGUAAUCCCACCUUUUUUCAGGCAGUUUCUUCUGUUUUGUGCCUAUUGAACACGACCCAGCUGAGGUUGGGUUGUUGUGGUUGGUUGAGGAGGGAUUUAGUGUGCCUGUUUGAUCAUCAGCACAAUGACAGUGGAUGUGUUUGGUUAUUCUAGAGGAGAACGAGAGAAGUUGAAUCUAAAAUAUGGAUGAAUCCAGCACAAAAUAAUCUCCUUGUGGAAAAUGUAUUCAAGCACAAGGGAAAUUACAUUUUCUAUGAUUGGCUAUCUCAGUGGUUCCCAAACAGUUUUUUAGCCCAUUUAAUUUGUUGUAAUGUUUGAGUCCCUCAGAUAUCACAUGAACACACAUAAGACAUGGUAAAAUGUGUAGAAUUGCAGGAAAUUAACUUUAAAACUGCAACAUUUUAUCUCCACCCCAUGGCAAAAUGUGUAGAAUUACAGGAAAUGAGCUUUAAAAUAACAAAAAUGUUAUUUGCCAACAAGGGGUGUGAACAGUUUGUCAUGGACAGUGCUUGUGCCCAUAGAAAUAGACACGAGCACUGUCCACCCAGCAAUAAAAUGACAACCUAAUGUUAAAACCUCCACAUACUUUAGUCAGAUGUGGAAGGUAUAACAGAACUUGUAGUGAAUGAAAAGAUAAACGGUAAGGUCAGGGUCUUAUUAGGAACGGGCUUAGAGCAUGUCACCAUUUUGUGCUGCCUGCCCAGAAGUGA